AUGGUUGUGUGUGGCUUACACAACCAUGUGUUGAAUAACGAGUUAGAAGGUCAACUAGUUGUGGGACGUUUGAAACCUGGAGAGAAGGAGGUACUUGCCGAAAUGACAAGAAAUCUUGUGUCGCCUAAAAAUAUUAUUUCCACAUCGAAAGAGAGAAAUCCAAACAAUGUGUCAAACAUAAAGCAAGUGUACACUGUACGUCAUAGAUUAAAACUUGCCGCUAGGGGGCCAAUUACAAGGAGUGAAAUGCAACAACUUUUGAAAUGUCUUAAGGAUAACAACUAUGUUUUCAAAGUUAGAACAGUUGGUGGGUCUAUAAUUAUUCAAGAUAUUUUCUUUUCACAUCCUAAAUCUGUCAACUUGUUCAAUAGUUUUCCUAAUGUUUUGCCGAUGUAUGCGACAUACAAAACCAACGGGUACAAUAUGCCGUUGUUUGAGAUAGUUGGUGUCAGGUCGACUGAGAAGACAUUUGGUGUUGGGUUUGCUUUUCUAAGUAAUGAAAAAGAGGACAAUUAUACUUGGCCCUAA
Molecule: messenger RNA, 528 nt
Organism: Trifolium pratense (red clover)
Lineage: Eukaryota; Viridiplantae; Streptophyta; Magnoliopsida; Fabales; Fabaceae
Exons: 1
Coding region: 1-528 (175 amino acids)
Source: RefSeq, a predicted model, not a curated record